AUGGCUUCCUGGACGAGCCCCUGGUGGCUGCUGGGGUGGAUGGUCUUCAUGCACUGGGCGCUCCUGCAGACGGCGGCGGAGACGGCCCCGGGCGCCUACUUCCUGCCGGAGUUUGCGCUGUCCCCGCAGGGCAGCUUCCUGGAGGACACCACCGGCCAGCAGCUCCUCACCUACCGCUCCGAGGACCAGACUUCCAGAAACUCGUCCCCUGAGGAGGAGGAGGAGGAGGAGGAGGAGGACAAGGAUGGCAACUGGGACGCCUGGGGCGACUGGAGUGACUGCUCCCGGACCUGUGGGGGCGGGGCCUCCUACUCCCGGCGCCGGUGCCUGAGUGGGAGGAAUUGCGAGGGGCAGAAUAUUCGCUACAAGACGUGCAGCAAUCAUGACUGCCCGCCGGACGCCGAGGACUUCCGCGCCCAGCAGUGCUCGGCCUACAACGACGUGCCGUACCAGGGCCGCCACUACGAGUGGCUGCCGCGCAGCGACGACCCCGCCGCCCCCUGCGCGCUCCGCUGCCGCGCGCGCGGCCAGGCGCUGGUGGCCGAGCUGGCGCCCAAGGUGCUGGACGGCACGCGCUGCCGCCGCGGCGCCCUGGACAUGUGCAUCAGCGGCGCCUGCCAGGCGGUGGGCUGUGACCGGCAGCUGGGGAGCCGCGCCAAGGAGGACAACUGCGGGGUGUGCGCGGGCAACGGCUCCACCUGCAGGCUGGUGCGGGGACAGACCAAGCUGCACGUGUCGCCCGAGAAAAGGGAGGAGACUGCGAUCGCCGUGCCCCUGGGCAGCCGGAGCGUGAGGAUCACGGGCAAGGGGCCUGCGCACCUCUUCAUCGAGGCCAGAACCCUCCAGGGGCGCCGAGGGGCGCACAGCUUCGCCGGCCCCGGCGUCUUCCUGGUGGAGAACACGACGGUGGAGGUGCAGGGGGGCCCCGGCGGGCAGGCCUUCCGCAUCCCCGGGCCCCUGGCCGCCGACUUCAUCUUCAAGGCCCGGUUCACGGAGGCGGGAGACAGCGCGGCUCAGUUCUUCUUCUACCAGCCCAUCAGCCACCGGUGGCGGCGGACGGACUUCUUCCCCUGCACCGUCACCUGCGGAGGAGGUUACCAGCUGAACUCGGCCGAGUGCGUGGACACGCGCCUGCAGAGGGUGGUCCCCGACCAUUACUGCCACUACUACCCCGAGAACGUGAAGCCCAAGCCCAAGCUGAAGGAGUGCGGCAUGGACCCCUGCCCCGCCAGCGACGGCUUUAAGGAGAUCAGGCCCUAUGACCACUUCCAGCCCCUCCCUCGCUGGGAACAUAACCCGUGGACGGCGUGCUCGGCGUCGUGCGGCGGCGGCACCCAGCGCCGCAGCUUCGUGUGCGUGGAGGAGUCGCUGCACGGCGAGAUCCUGCAGGUGGAGGAGUGGAAGUGCAUGUACGCGCCCCGGCCCAAGGUCAUGCAGACCUGCAACCUCUUCCACUGCCCCACGUGGGUAGCCAUGGCCUGGUCCCAGUGCACGGUGACCUGCGGCCGGGGGCUGCGCUACCGGGUCGUGCUGUGCAUCAACCACCGGGGGCAGCACGUGGGCGGCUGCAACCCGCAGCUGAAGCUGCACAUCAAGGAGGAGUGCCUGGUCCCCGUCCCCUGCUACAAACCCAGAGAAAGAAACCCAGUGGAGGCGAAGCUGCCGUGGCUGAAGCAAGCCCGGGAGCUGGAGGAGCCCAGGGUGGCCACGGAUCGACCCAUGUUCGUCCCGGAGCCCUGGUCCCCCUGCAGCGCCCCCUGCGGGCCGGGCGUGCAGGUGCGGGAGGUCCGGUGCCGCGUGCUGCUCAGCUUCGCGGGGACGGAGACGGAGCUGCCCCCGGGGGAGUGCGAGGGCCCCCCGCCGCCCGCCCGGCGGCCCUGCCUGCUGCAGGCCUGUGCCCCCGGGGCGCCCGCCGCCCCGGCCCCGGCCCUGCCCGCCGGGCCCGGCCAGCCCACCUACCACUGGGAGUACGCCGGCUUCACGCCCUGCACCGCCACCUGCCUGGGAGGCCAUCAGGAGGCCAUUGCGGUGUGUCUGCACACGCAGACCCGGCAGACGGUCAACGACUCGCUGUGUGACUCGGUGCACCGGCCUCCCGCCAUGAGCCAGGCGUGUAACACGGAGCCCUGCCCGCCCAGGUGGCACACGGGCCCCUGGGGGCCCUGCUCGGCGACCUGCGGCGUGGGCAUCCAGACGCGGGACGUGCUCUGCCUGCACCCCGGGGACAGGCCCGCCCCGGCCGAGGCGUGCGGGGGCGACCGGCCCCACGCCCUGCAGGCCUGCAACCAGUUUGACUGCCCUCCCAGCUGGCACAUCGAGGACUGGCAGCAGUGCUCCCGGACGUGCGGAGGGGGCGCCCAGCACCGGAGGGUCACCUGCCGGCAGCUGCUGACGGACGGCAGCUCCCUGGGCCUGUCCGACGCGCUGUGCCACGGCCCCCGGCCGGCGUCCCGUAAGUCCUGCGCCAGGACUGACUGCCCCCCGCACCUCACCGUGGGCGACUGGUCCGAGAGCGGAGAGGAGAGACGAAGGGUCCCCAGAUCCUGGCCGCCCGGCGCGUGUACAUCCAGACGCGGGAGGAGAAGCGCGUGCACCUGA
Messenger RNA from Pipistrellus nathusii (Nathusius's pipistrelle), 2598 nucleotides. The record is from the annotation of a GenBank genome assembly. Lineage: Eukaryota; Metazoa; Chordata; Mammalia; Chiroptera; Vespertilionidae.